GGCCGCACACGGUUCGGCCCGAUACAGUCGUGGAGGGAGUGCGAAAUCACGCUGACGCUGUGAGUGGCGCGCAUCACGUCGUCGUGCUUGAAGCGCUGGAACGUGCCGAUCGAACGUGUCAUCGAGGACGCGAGUGAACGCCGGCUGAAGAAAAAGGGAAAAGUUAUCCCGCGGAGGGGUGAGAAAGUUACCGAAGGUCUUCCGAGGGGGUGGAAAAAGAAUCGGCAGCGAGAGAAACUUGAGGGAGUAGCGCGAAAAAGGAAAACAAACGGGAAAGGAGUCGACGCGACGAGGGGGAAAAAGUCGCGGAAGAAGCGGAAGAACGGCGGAAGAAGCGAACGAACGUGCGGAUCGCGGACAGAGGAGGGAAAAGAGAAAGGAUAUCGGAGCGGUACCGAAACGCGCGCGGCGCUGGCCACCGCUGACAGAUCGACGAUGUGAUUCCCCGGCGAGGAGUCGCCGCGCGAUAGUCUCGAUUUCCGCGAUCGCGAUUCAUCGGCCGGUCCAGCGCAGCAGCCACCUCCUACGCCGUAUGUCGCGCGCGACGCGCCGCGGAAUCGUCGACCUUAGCGCUCGCGCGCGAUCCGCGUCCGGACGACCGGUCGUCCCUCGUACUCCGCCGGAAGGUACGCCUUGAGAGCAAGGAGGAUGCGCGGAAAUCGCGCGCGCGAUAAUCGGCAGACGCGCCGUCCGGAUCCCGGACUCGACUAAGACCACCUCGGAGGAGGCACGGGGUGAAUCCGCUCCGUUGGAUCAGUGUGCGUUCAGACAGUGCGGGUGGAUGUACGACGACGACGACGACGACGACGUCGUUCCCUGGUGAUCGGUGUUGCUAUGAUCGUGCCGCGUUGGUCCCGUCACGUGGAACGAUCAUGAUUUACUUUAGGCCGCACGACGGUAGGAGUCUACGGUUCAACGCGAACGCGAGACACUUGAACGUGCUCGUCGUGCCGCUCUUUCCGCUCUGGAUUAUCGGCGCGUUCUGCGUGAAGGACAUACCCAUAUCACACAUCGUGGCACUGGUCGGAGAUUCCACCUAUCUUCCCUGCGACAUAUCAACCACUCACGAGGGGGACUUCGUGCAUCUUGUGCUCUGGUAUCGCGAGGAUCUCGGUACAUCAGUUUACAGCAUCGACGCCAGAAACCGAGAGUUCGGUAUCGCCGAAAGAUGGUCGGACGACAGCGUGUUCUCGCAUCGCGCCUAUUUCAUGCUGGACAAGCAGCCGGCGCAGCUGGGCGUCGAGAACACGAGAGAAGAGGACGCCGGUAUCUACAGGUGCCGCGUCGACUUUCAAAUCGGCCAGACGAGAAACUCCAAAGUCAAUUUAACCGUAAUCGUGCCGCCGCGCAAGAUCACGAUCGUCGACGAGAACGAGAACGGACGGGGCACGACGGUCGGGCCGUACAUGGAGGGCGACAACCUGCGGCUCUUCUGCGACGUCCAUGGCGGUAAACCGGCCCCGAUGGUGUCCUGGUAUCGCAACGACCGAUUCGUCACCAACCGGACCACGACGCCGAGCAGCGCCGUGACGCGCAGCGAGAUCGUUAUACAGAACUUGAGCCGGGACGACGUCCACUCGGUGCUGACCUGCAACGCCACGAAUAACAAUAGGUCGAUUCCGCUAUCGUCGUCGGUCCGCGUGGACAUGAAUUUCAAACCGUUGGAGGUGAAAAUAAUUGACGGAAACCGACCGCUGUCGGCGGGCAAGAAGUACGACUUGGUCUGCACAACUUCCGGUUCCAGGCCACCGGCCGGUGUCACCUGGUGGAGGAACGGUCAGCGCUUAGUGGAUUCCAAGGAGACCAUCUCCGUCGAUGGGAACACGACCACCAGCGUUUUAUCUUUCAUGGCGACGAAAGCAGACGCAGGCAGACACUUGUUGUGUCAAGCUGAAAAUCGAAUCAUGGGAACCACGCCGAUAGACGACGGCUGGAUACUCCAGAUACAAUACACGCCGGAGACGCAGAUCCAGCUCGGCACGUCGCUGAAUCCGAACACCAUACGCGAGGGCACGGACGUCUACUUCGACUGUCUCAUACAGGCCGAGCCGACGGUGUACAAGGUGGAAUGGCGACACCAGGGCAAGGCACUCCAUCACAACAUCACGCAGGGUAUCAUAAUCAGCAACCAGAGCCUGGUGCUGCAGGGGGUUGAUCGCAAAAGCGCCGGCAAUUACACGUGCGUGGGAUACAAUACCGAGGGCGAUGGCGAGAGCUCGCCCUUUUAUCUGAACGUGAUGUUCGCCCCCACGUGCAAGCCGAAUCAGACCAAGGUCCACGGCGUGGCGAAACAGGAGAAGGCGAAUAUAUCCUGCCAAGUGGAUGCAAAUCCACCGGAAGUGCAAUUCAAGUGGACCUUCAAUAACUCCGCCGAGAGUAUCGACGUUGCGGCCGGGCAUAUCGCGCGGGCAGGCACAUCCUCCAUCGUCUCGUACACACCAAUGACGGAAUUAGAUUACGGCACGUUACUCUGCUGGGCCAGCAAUCACAUCGGGCAACAACAAGUGCCCUGUGUAUAUCACAUUAUACCGGCGGGCCGACCAGACAUGGUUCACAAUUGCACGACCUCGAACACGUCGACCAACUCGUUUUCCGUGCGGUGCACGGAGGGCUUUAACGGCGGCCUACCGCAGUCCUUUCUGCUGGAGGUGCGCGAGAGCAACAGCCAGGAGUUGCGUGUCAAUCUGACGUCGCCGGUGCCGCGCUUCAACGUCACUCACCUGGAGUCCGGCGCUCUUUAUCAGGCCUGCAUUUACGCCUACAACGACAAGGGCCGCAGCGAGGCGAUGGUGGUGCAGGCCGGCACCCUGAGGCUGCCGGAGAAACAGCUGACGUCCGAGUCGGAACGACCAAGACAGCAUGACAAUCUAACGCCGAUGCUGAGCGUGACGAUAGGCGUUGUGAUGGCCCUCAUUAUCGUCGCGGUCAUAGUGAUGGUCGUCCUACGGAUCCAGCACACGCACGUGGAGGAGCAGAACAAGUCGCAGAUGGAGGAUCACGCGAAGCAGACGAAGGCCGUCCCCAUACAAAGGGAACUGCGAUUCCGGGAGGGGUGCAGCUUGCUCGCGGACGAGAAGCAUCCCAGCAGCCCGUUCAGGAAGCUGGACACCAGCGGCGAUCUCAGCGAAAGCGACGAGAAGAAUCCUGACAUUAUUCCACAGCAGAUCACUGGUGACGAACCGUCGGAAUACUUGAGGAAGAGACGUCUGGUAUCAACGAUCGAGACGUCACCAUCAAGGAGCCUUCUGGAGCACUCGACGGUGACUUCCAUCAGCGGGCACAGCAGUUACGUCGGCUACUGCACGAUCCGUAACGGCAUGCCGCUGCACGAGUUCUCCAACUUGUCAACAAAGCACAAAAGCUUUCAGCCGAUGGUGGGCGAUGUCUAUGAGAGUGGCGUUUGCACCCUGCCCAGGCAACACUGGCCCAGCCAGAGCGUCCAAUCGAUGUCGAUGACAAUGAGUCCUCCGAUGUUGUACGCCGGUCUGGGCGUUGUCACCAGAACUUGUCCGAGCGGUACACUGCCGACGAAGGAUUGCGAGACACGAGUGCCCGGCCAGUGUUGUCCAGCGGUCCAGACGCAGAAGGACGCGACGAUAGGCACGCCGGUGGUGAUGGCCAAAAGGGAGAGCUCCGUGUGACCCUACACCCACCACGGGGCCUGCACCUGCAGCGUGAGCGAGCUGCUGUGAAUCACGCCGUAGUGAAUCGCGAGAUAGCCGCGGAUCCCGGACUACACGAGCGUCCAGGAAACGUUUAGGAGACGUCCACAGAGCGUCUGUUAGGAAGACGAAAGACGUUUGGACAAUUAUCGUUAUCUAGAUCUGAAGAUUACGAUGUCUCCCUUCGGACAUAUUCGUAGAGGGACGAUUCCUUCUGCCAAACUGAAACGUUCCUGCGACGCCUGUGCCGUCCGAGACGCUUUGAGCGUGCGAGCCGGUUCGAGUUCGACGGGUUUACGUUUCUACCCCAUGACAAGCGUCACGAUUUGCGUCUCUCUGUUAAAUCAAGUGCCCUUUUUACACUGAAAAACGACGAACAUCCCCGACCCGGCUGCUCUGCCGGCUUCUCUCAUCUCGUGCGUAGCCUCGUGACCGAGCCCCGGUGGUACCACACCACCGGAACACCUCGUGUGGUAGAGAGUGAAUUUACGAAAAUGUGCGUGCGCGAGAUCGCGAGCUCGUCGCGCAUACACCUGUACAUACCUCGAGACGCGGAAGAUAUUUUGUACGAGUCGCGUAUAUUAACGAUUUAUUCCCACUUUUACUAUGAACACAACACUGUACAAUUUGUCUAGUCGAUGUAAGUAUAAAUAUGUAUAUGCGUUAAAGUCGUCGGGGAGGCGCCAGACCAGAAUAACGUACACUGAGGGGGAUGGUCAUCACCGUCGCGUCACGUCGCGCGCGCGGCGUAAUUAUUUAUAACGUUGACAACGCGUAAACGCGUAGUAGCGGGACUCUCGCGGGUACGGGAGAGAGAACGGGAGGCGAAGUUGUCAGAGACAUAUCGUUUGUAUCUCCAUCCGCGGGAAUCGAGCGCGAGGCGUACAUAGAGCGGCGGAGUAAAUGAGACGAAAGAAGAAGAGAGAAAGAGAGAGAGAAAAGAAUUCCCGUCGCGCUUUCAUCUCAGUCUGCAGGAUUCUGGAUUUCACUGUAAUAUUAAGUAUCUCUUGUACAAUGUAUAAAGUAACGACUUCCUUCGAAGUAAAUGUACCGAGUAUGAUGAACGUUGUUUUUUCAAAGUCUUGAAUCUUACUCUAUAUAGGGAGAGGACGCCCCCGAUUUACGCCCUAAAAAAAGAUGUGGUACAGUAAUUGCGAUAGCACUUUUAACUUACUGCCUGUUUCGACGCUUGUGAAUCUCGUUGGUACUUCGUUCGGCGGAGGUUCCCGACCUCUCUGUAUCAUAUAGCUUUAAAAUGAGAAAAAAAA
Messenger RNA from Vollenhovia emeryi, 4930 nucleotides. RefSeq names its product hemicentin-2. The record is from RefSeq and is a predicted model, not a curated record. NCBI's taxonomy places the organism in Eukaryota, Metazoa, Arthropoda, Insecta, Hymenoptera, Formicidae. Gene Ontology annotation, molecular function: protein binding. Bases 873 to 3641 code for a protein of 922 amino acids. The transcript is spliced from 14 exons.